CCUGUUUGACCCAUCUGAGUGGCUGCGAUGAAUCACAGCAAGGUUGAAUUUGAGCCUUUUGAAUAUUCCUACUAUGACUAUUCAGACUGGUACUCGAACAACGCAGAGCCAACCAAACCACCCAAAGAAGUUAUUUUACCAUGUGACCCCACAGUGGACGAUAAGCUCUUCCAUAUAUGCAUGCUGUCAAUAUCUCUGGUGAUCAUGUUGAUCCUGGCAGUUCUCACCAGGAAGAACAAAUUCUGCCAAGGAUUUACAAGAGGAUCCUCCAGCAUCUUCAGUCCUGCUAACUUCCUGGACCAGACUCAGAAAAAAGGCCUGGUCAUGGCUGUGUUCGGACUGGUGUUCAGCAGGCUGGCAGUGCUGGUGAUCGCCCCGGACCCUCUGCCUUUCUCCAAAGACACCCCAGCGGACGUUAAAGAGUACAUGAAGAUAAUCGCCAUCUUCUACUACCCUGUCCUGUAUUAUCCUCUGCUGGUCUGCAGCACUCUGCAGCACAAAGCUGGUUACGUGUUCGGGACGCUCCUCUCCUUCACGCACUUUGGGGUCCUGGUGUGGCAGAAGUUCGACUGUCCAAAGACUCCAGAGAUCUAUAAGUACUACGCUCUGCUGGCGAGUCUGCCUCAGCUGGCCUGCCUUGCAUAUCUGUGUGUCCAGUUUCCUUUGCUGUUUGUUAAAGGACCAAAGACUGACGAGGACCUCGACAGCAGCUACUACACCAACUAUGUGAAGCUACUUCUAAAGAACAGGUCCUCCUCAGCCAGCUCUUCAUCUACAGUCAAACCAACGUUGGCAGAGAGAAUACUGGAGGUGCCUAAGAGUUAUAUUUAUAUACCAGAAAAAGUGUUUCGUUUUCCACUGAAACUGGCUGUGUCAGCAUUCGUUGCCUUUGUGGCGAUAUAUCAUACAGCGCUGCUGUUAGUCGUCCUGGUGGUCCCCACUCUCCACAUCGUGCGUGCUGGGAUUGAUGAAAACAUUGCCUUCCUGUUACUGGGCUUUGGCAUCGUCCUGUCAGACGACAGGAUGGAGGUGGUCAAAAUUGUGACCUUCUAUACGUGGUUGCUGGAGGUGUGCUACCUCUGUGCGAUGACCCUGUCUCUUUUGGUCAGUCUCAUCAUGCUCAUGAGGUCCAUGAUUCUUCACAGGUCAAACCUGAAAGGACUGUAUAAGGGAGACAUUUACAGCAUUUACAACAGCCAGAAGACCAUCCGUCCAUCGAAACCUGGCAUCGUCUGUUGGAUGGGUUUGACAGGAUACCAGGCUGCCAUCGUCUCCCUCGGAAUGGCGAUUCAGACUGUGGUGUUCUUCAUCUGCUUCUUGUUCCUGGUGUUUCUGAUCAUUAUCCCAGUUUUUCACGGUCGUAAUAUCAUCGUCUUUGAAAUUGCGGGAAAGGCGUGGCCGGCUUGGGUUGCUCUGCUGCUGGUUACUGUGCUUCAACACGUGACUGCGAAGUUUGCUUUCAUCAAAAAGGAAGCUGGUACGAGAGACUUGAACAACAGAGAGAGUCUGUUUCUCCUGACGUACCUGCUGUUCCUGAUCAACACCAUGGUCGGACUGAUAGUCGCAAUAUGGAGAAUGGUGAUAACAGCUUUGUACAACAUCAUCCAUCUCGGCCGUAUUGACAUCAGUCUGCUGCAUCGCACUGCAGAGUCCUACGACCCAGCCUACAGAUACUACACCCACUCCCUGAAGGUGGAGGUCAGCCAGUCACACCCGGUGAUGAAGGCCUUCUGUGGGCUGUUGCUGGACUUGAUGGUCGAGGGCGGCAGAGCUGGACAGAAAAUAAGAGAGGCAGAGGAAGGGAUUCAGGAGAACAGGCCGAGCAAGGCGACCACCCGCCGCAGGAUUCGCUCUCGCUGGCAGCUGCUGUACACGCUGGUCAACAACCCGUCCCUCCUGGGUUCCAGGAAGCACUUCCAGACACUGCAGACCUCUGAGAGCAUCCUGAACGGGACCCCCAACCACAGCUCCAAAAAAGGCAGCAAGAAGGAGGCCGACAAGCCGGCGUCCGAGCCCGUCCAGUCCACCGAGACCACGACAAACCAAGAUAAAACUGAGUCUGAUCCCUUAUCUGUGUAGUGUGGCUGGCAGUAUACUCCAAACAAUAUUACAUUUAGCAAAACUGCCCACACAAUCUAAACUUCUGGUCAACUUCUGGAGAAGCUUGUUGGGAGCAGCUGAGAUCUAAUACUUGAGCUUGAAUAUCUGCUGCAGGUGAUUCAUCAGUCUGGUUUAAGUUUGGCUAACCCACAGGUCUACACAGUGUGGUGAUCCAUAAUUCCAACUUCUUAAAUUCACGUUUUCUACAGCAACGACUUUAUGUCCAAUGUGAUCUUGUCCGGGGUAUACUGUCACUCUUACUGACAUGAUCCUACAUUUUUAUAUGGUUCACAUGGUGGCAUUAGUCAUUCAGGUUCAUUCAAAGACUCUUUAAUGAAGGUUACAUCGGGUACAUGGUGACAAACUUAAAGCCAGCAGCAUGUUUGUUGUUUGUUGCUUAGAAUGAUAUGAAUGAUAAAAGCCCAAUAAAACUGAGAGAUUUCUAUCUGCUACGAAGCCAACACAAACAAUAAAACAAAAACAGGUGAGGCUUACUCACCAAGAAGCUAACAGGAGUAUCAGUUUCCCUCCCGCCUUUCUAAACUGUCCUUGCGUUCUGCUUGUGCAGAGCAGUUGAGGCCUUUUAGUGGUCACAUAUUGACGAGCACACAAAGUGCAGCGCCAGUUCUGAUCAAUGGCAGCAUCAGAAUAAGAGGUCAUAGUCCCCUCUGCCUCCGGUAGAUGCAGUUAUGUCAACACAUGCUGUGCUCCGUGCAA
Molecule: messenger RNA, 2817 nt
Organism: Chelmon rostratus (copperband butterflyfish)
Lineage: Eukaryota; Metazoa; Chordata; Actinopteri; Chaetodontiformes; Chaetodontidae
Product: receptor for retinol uptake stra6-like
Exons: 17
Coding region: 28-2079 (683 amino acids)
Biological process (GO): vitamin A import into cell
Cellular component (GO): plasma membrane
Molecular function (GO): signaling receptor activity; retinol transmembrane transporter activity
Source: RefSeq, a predicted model, not a curated record